Messenger RNA from Salpingoeca rosetta, 4572 nucleotides. RefSeq lists its product as uncharacterized. Gene Ontology annotation, biological process: DNA integration. Gene Ontology annotation, molecular function: zinc ion binding; nucleic acid binding. NCBI's taxonomy places the organism in Eukaryota, Choanoflagellata, Craspedida, Salpingoecidae. The transcript is spliced from 9 exons. The coding region runs from base 1 to 4572 and encodes 1523 amino acids. The record is from RefSeq and is a predicted model, not a curated record.
AUGAACUUACAACAGAUUAUGAGACCCAGUCCAAUUAGCGCAGACGGCAUCAAGGUCUUCGCUGGCGCUGAGCAGGAUGCCAACCUCUUCUUCAUCACCGUCGAGGCCAAGCUCAUCGCCGCUGGCAUCGACGCUGGCAUCAUCGCCGAGGGUGGUGCUGACCACCAAGGAGACGGGCAGGCUCCAGCAGCUGCCUCAUCGCCGAGCCCAAGCACCCACGGUGCUUCGGGUCCCCGCACUCGCUCCCGCGCUCAACGCGGCCCGCGCCGCACUGGCGUCCGCCACGACGCGGGGGACCACGACGACGAUGACGACGACGAGGGCGAUGGCGACGACCACGGCGCUCAGCCAUCUUCCUCCUCUUCCUCUCUCCCUUCUUCCGCCACUCCGAGCGGAGGAGCGCAGGUGGCGUCCCGAGCCUCUGGCCUGCUGGAUCCCCGUGAUCCACAGGUUGACGCAGCCAUCUUCGCGUUCCUCCUUGGCGUCCUGACGGGACACCCGCUGCGGCUGGCCAUCACCGACAACCGUGGCCGCUCCGGUGUGCUUGCGCUGCGCCGCCUCCGCGAGCGCUACAUCCGCAGCGGCAAGGACCACCUCCUUGCUGCCGGCGUGUCCAUCCCGGAGGACGACCUGCGCACCCUCGUCCGCAAUGAACUCCCCGCGGAGUUUGAUGUGGCGAUGCGGUUCAUGGAGCGCGAGGACCCGCCGCCAUCGCUGUCCAAGAUGACGGCGGACCUCAUCCAGGAAGAGCGCCGCCUGCAUCGUCCCAAGAAGCGCACGCCUGUGCUCGCCAUCGGUGGGCCAGGCUCUGGCUCCUUCGCUGCAUCGCCAAUGCACGCUGGCACGUCGCCCUCCGACACGAGCGGUGGACCAUGCUGUCCACCUGCAGAGCGCGUGACUUGCGCCAGUGCCGGCAAGCUGCAGGCGGCCAAGCGCUACCACGUCAUCGACGUGCGGCAGAUUCCUGGCUACGCUGCGCAACCACGGCACCGCCAACGGCAAGCGGGCCAGGAUCCUCUCGCCCGCAGCACGGACGAGCAGCUUCCUUUCGAAGAAGGGCGGCCGUCGUCAGGCAGCGGGCGCUUCGGCGGGGGAGAACUGUCGCCAUCUACCACGAUGCCCAGCGCGGCCGUUGACGCCAUCCGGCAGCAGAUCGCCCAGGCCUCUUCCAAGCACAUCGUCACCUGUGGACCAUGUGCGCUUGGCAAGAGCACGCGCGCCUCCAUCCCAAAGCAGUCUGCUCCACGUAGCGCUGGGCCAUGCCAGCUGCUCUACGCCGACAUCGCCGGUCCGCUGGAGGAGACGUCGCUGCGAGGUGCACGCUACGCGCUGACCUUCAUCGACGACUGCACGCGUUUCGCCUGGACGUUUCUCAUCCGGCACAAGAACGACGUCGGUGCGGCCCUGGAGCAGCUGCGCAAGGACCGUCACGUCAUCAACGCGCUCCGAGGCGCCACGCUGCAGACGGACAGCGACGCCGUCUUCAAGAGCCAGGACUUCACCGACCUGUGCCUGGCCUUCGACAUCAAGCAGCGCUUCUCGCCACCGCACUCGCAGGCCAAGAACGGAUCCGCGGAGCGCACCUUCCGCACCCUCUUUGAGACGGCGCGCACGAUGCUGUUUGCUGCGGACCUGGACAAGCCGUUCUGGGGCUUCGCCGUGCAGCACGCCACGCUGCUGCACAACAUCGCGCCACGCAGGAGCCUCAAGGACAAGUCACCGUUCGAGGCCCUGACUGGGCACGCCUUUGACGUCAGCCUGUUGCGCGUCUUCGGCUCGCCGACCUACGUGCAUGUGGAGAAGAGCAGCACGCGGCACAAGCUUGACCCACGCUCACGCGUCGGCGUCUACGUCGGCUUCGCCGAGGAGGACCAGGCCCACGUCGUCUGGAUGCCGGACACGCGACGCGUUGUCCACACCAUCCACGCUCGCUUCGGCGCCAUCAAGAACAAGGACGCCGCCUCCUCUCAGCAGCAGCAAGAGCACAACAGCGGUGCCUCUGCUUCGCAUGCCAAUAAGACCGCUCAGCGUUCAACCGAGGACAGUGCCACCGGCGCUCCCACUGCACCACGUGCGGGGGAGCCGCAGCUCCAGCCACGCGCCCUUGGCGGCUCCGUCUGGGACCAGCUGCUGUUGUCCGAGACCCUCGGCGACAAGGACACCUCUGGUGGCUCAACCACCACGUGUCACGUUGCCACCAGCGCUGCUGGUACGGGGGAGAAGACAUCAGCAGUGGGUGGUCAUCUACCAGACAUCGCUGUUGGCAGUGUUGCCACGUCAGCUGAGCCAGCCACCGUCAAGGAGGCGCUUGCCUCGCCAGACUCUGAGGAGUGGCGCCAAGCCAUCCUGGACGAGUUUGCGGCAAUGCAGGCCAAUGACGUCUACGACGUCGUGCCUCGCGCUGACCUUCCCAAGGGCCACAAGCUGCUCCGCAGCAUGGUCAUCUUUCGGAGGAAGCGUGACGACCAGGGCAAGGUGAUCAAGUACAAGGCGCGCUGGGUUGCCAAAGGCUACUCCCAGGUCCACGGUGUCAACUACACGGACACCUUUGCCCCGACGGCUACCAUCGCAGCCAUCCGCACCAUGCUCGCCAUGGCCGUCGCGCGUGGCAUGGACAUCCAGCAGAUGGACGUCAACACGGCGUUCCUCAACGCGCCCGUGGAUCACGAGAUCUACGUCCAGCCACCGGCCGUCGACGGCAUCUUCUCGCCGAAUACGGUCCUGCGCCUCAAGCGCGGGUUGUAUGGCCUGAAGCAGAGCCCGCGCCUGUGGAACCACACGCUGGACGCCUGGAUGCGCGAGCAGGACUUCAUCGCCACAGCCACGGAUGCCUGCAUCUACCGCCGCACCUGCAAGGGUGGCAAGGUGAUGUGGGUUGCCGUCUACGUGGACGACCUGCUCAUCUUCGCCGACAGCGACAGCGACAUGGCCGCGUUCAAGAAGGCCAUCUCCAAGCGCUUCAAGAUGAAGGACCUGGGCAGCCCAGACAUUUGUCUCGGCAUCAAGCGUACGCGGCGUCCAGGGCGCAAGCCUCGUGAUCGCAAUGGACGUGGCGAUUGUGGCAAGAGCACCAAGCAGGGAAAACGUGGGCAGAAGCGACGCGGUCAAGAUCAGAACAAGAACCCAAGGGUGGCGGUCCUGAUGCCCUUCAAGCGGCUUGGAGUGGAGCUGGAGCGCUCAAAGGUGCUGGAGAUGUGCAGGUAUGCUGGGCAGAUGAAGUGCACUGCAACCACGGCACUCUACCUGCACAUUCUGCGCACUGCGGAACAACACCACCGGGAAAUCCUCUCCACUCUGGCGGACCUCGCCCAGACCACAAGAAAGGAAAUUGUGGAGCGCAAGGUCGCCUUCCGCGAGGCCCAGGAGCGUGCCGAAGGCGUCGAGGACCUCAAGAAGAAGAAGAAGAAGAAGGACCACAAGAAGUCCCGAGCGGCGUCGCCGUCUGACAACCCGUGCAAGAGGGCAAAAGGUGCAGCAGCAACAACAGCAGCCACAGCAACAGCAGCCGCAGCAACAACACCGCCCGCCACUGCAACAACAGUCACAGCAGCAGCCACAGGCAAAUCCCCAAGACCUGCCUACUGCUUCCAGCACUUGGCGCCACAGCUGACAGCAGACAAGCUAAGCAACCUCUUCACCACACUGCGCAACCACAAAAAACAUAGCCAGCAUCCGAUGCUGUCAAUCCUCCGACAGCACGGCGUGGGGAUACCGGACCCACCGAAAUGGAUGACGGCCACCAUGGCAUACAAGCUGCUGAACCUGGCGUCCAAAGAGUUCACCCCGCUCCUCCAACGGGAUCUCAAGAACAAGGCGAGAGCUGCUCAACGGCAACUGAAGAAGGUGGCGGAGCACCAUGACGAAGGCGCGCGCUUCGCAUGUGAGCACACGGCCGAGCUGGCCCUCUACAUCGGCGCCGCGCAGCAUCUUGCGAGGACCCUUGCACCGCCCGACACCGACUUGACCUCGUUCAAGAUAUUCCCCACAUUCACAAACAAGCACCCUUUCAUACAACUAGAUGCAGGACUACUACGGUACCUGACCUGCUGCAAGUGUGGCCGCCUCGGCCACUCCCAGCGCCAGUGCCGACAGCCUGCCGCAGUGCGACCACAGCCAAGGCAAGCUCUGUCCCUCCUCGAUUUCCUCGGAGCAGACGUGGCCAGGCAGUUCCGGAAGCGUCGCGUCACGUCCAUCAGGACGGACGGCUACACGGCAUACCUCCUAGUGGAGCCCAGCGCGCGCCGCGACACCGUCUGCGACACCAGCCCCAUCACACCCGUGGUUGGGGUCGACCCAGGCACCCGCAUCCCGCUUGCCUGCGUUCGGAUCCAAGAUGGCAAAAAAAUGAUUGUGUCGCAGAAGCGAAUAGUGAACCAGCUUUAUACGGGGCGGGGACGGCGACACCACAAGCCAACGGCGACAGUGCCAGCAAGGUCCCUGGUGGAGGAGGCAAACGGUGAGCUUGGUCCGUGGCGUGGGUCCUCCGAGCCGGACGGUCCUGAUAUGGAUAACGGGCUGGUGACAGUGUCGCGCCGCAUGUGUCGCGAAUGGAGCAUAGCAAACGUGGGAUGA